AACCAAUUAGUCCUUCCGUUCGAAAAAGUGGUAGGUCCCUAACGGAACGUGCCUCUCAUAGCUGUUAAUUGCCACUGUAGAUCUGUACCUCACUAUCCAGCCUUCCUCCAUUUUCCCUUUCCAUGUUUUGAACAAAAAACCCUAAAACUCGAGAACAGAAAAAUGCAAAAACAACAAAAAAAUAUGAAGAGAACCCCAGCAAUUUCACCCCAAGAAAGGUAAAUACCCGAGAUCCCGAGAAAUAGAAAAAACAACAACACAUAGACAGGAAAACCAAGUAUCAGAGAACCCCCACAUAGAAGAAGAAGAAGCAUCAGCAAGCCGAGAAGAAAAAGAAGAAGCCAAUGCUGUAUCUUGGAAACCAAUGCCAUGAAGCUUUGUUAUUAAUGAUUGAGCAAGAGCUAUCUUUAUCUUGGGCCACCGGUAGAUCGCAUUUGUCCGCGCUUAAAACUGAGAGAGAGGUCAGAAUUGCAACAACUAUUCAUCAAUAAGCUCCAUGUGCUUUAAUCAGCGGUGAGCUUUGAGAUUAAUUUGAUCCUACAAUAACCUCUUGCUAUAUCACUUAAACUACUACUUAUUCAGCAAAAAAAAAAAAAAAAACUCAUACAACUACUUGACUUGCAAGUGAAUCACAAUAGAAGAUUUAUAUUGUCAUCACAUGACAUUUACUUGCAAUCCAUCUGAUGAACUAGAAAUGGAAAAAACUCGCAGCUAGUGUGCUUUUCUCAAUUUUACAGAAAUUGGGGUAAGUAUUUUCUGGAAAGUGUAUCCUUUAGCAAUUGGGAUUCAUAAGGUGAAAGAUCUUCAAAUUUAGCACAUUUCCCUGUUGAAAGCAAAAGAAAGAUUUUACCUCAAACAUUCCCUGAUAUAGCCAAAGAGACUUGCAACUGCAAUCAACUCUAAUCAAUUCAAAAUCAUAAUCUCUUUCUCUCUCGCUCUCUCUAGCAUUUAUUUCUUCAUCUUCUUCCUCGUUCCCCCUCCCUUUUCCCCAUGUGCACCCAGCAAGACAAUCUUGAAAGCUCCUCCAGACCAAACCUUUCCCUCCACCUCCCUCUUUCUUACUGUGCAUUCAGAAAUAAAGUAGAGAGAGAAUUAUGCCUUGUUUAGAGAGAGAAAGAGUGAGCUUGCUACAAUUUCAUCUCCACAUUUUCCGAGGAAUCCAUUCAUGGGCUGCUCUGCUUCGAGGCCAGAAACCCUUCUCACCAGAAACCAAGAAGACUCAUCUUCAUCUUCCUCUUUCAUUCCACCAUCUCUCUAUUCAACUCAUCGAAGUCGCCUAGGGCUUUCCCCUUCCCGACGCCUCUCGUCCACUACCCGCUUCUCCGGAAGGGCGAUACCCACCACCUUGUCUCCCUCACAUCCACCACCUAUGGCUCCCUCCACCUCAUUGACCUUAAGAUCCCUGACGUGAACGGUUAGGACUACCCUGAUCAACUCCAGAUGAUAGUCCCCACCAACAAGAGUCAGUCUUUAAUGGAUUCCGAGGACUCAGCAUCGCCGGAUUCUAUCAUCAAUACUUGGGAGCUCAUGGACGGCCUUGAUGACGCCAACUUCGACUCGUGUCCUAUGUCCAACAGUUCCUUCAAUUUCGACCGCCCCCUUGAGGUCUGGGCUAAGCCUAGCUCCUGCAGGUUCACCACUUUUGAUGGGUCUGUGAGGGAACUGCAUGAUCUUUCUGAAUCAGUGGAGAAGCACCCGUCUUCCUAGACAAAGCCCUUGUGAAAGCAUUUAUCCAAGGAAGCUCUGCAAGCUAAAAUGGACCCUAAUGUGGUCUACAGUUAUAGGGGGGCAUUGUCGUCUAGGCAGUUGGGGUGGAAUCAAAAUGGAAGUUCUAAGCCCCUAAAGGAAUCGCAAUCGCUCCCCCGGAGAACCUCGUCGCGUGUUGAUCAUUUUCAAUCUCUGUUGGUGGUUGCAGGAGAUGAUCGGGUAUUACUGUAUUUCACCACCUUAAGAGGGAUUAGGAAGACAUAUGAGACACUCUAAAUUGCAGAAAACUUUUGGUCGAAUUUGAUGAUUGGAGUGGAAGCAAGUGGAUCAAGUAGGGUUUGAUCGGAUUUUAAGGAAAGCACCAAUUUUGGGCAAUUUGGGGCGGGAAGGAUUUUCUAAGGAUUUGACUUGAGGGACGACCAACACAGUGGCAAUUAACGGCCAUGAGAGGCACGUUCCGUCAGGGACCUACCGCUUUUUCAAACGGAAGGGCCAAUUGGUUCUAACGUUUGGAUUAAUUAGUAUAC
Messenger RNA from Punica granatum (pomegranate), 2234 nucleotides. The record is from RefSeq and is a predicted model, not a curated record. NCBI's taxonomy places the organism in Eukaryota, Viridiplantae, Streptophyta, Magnoliopsida, Myrtales, Lythraceae.